GGAGGGUAAAGCGAUGCUACGAAUGGACUUCACCAUUAAGAAUGGAAUGGUUAGUAGCAGUCGGCUUGGGGAAGAAGCAAAGAAAGAGCGGAGUCAUGGUUGUUGACCAGAGUAGGACGGUUAGGCGGGGCCCUGUCGAACUACCAAGAAACAGAUAGGCGCAGAGAAGAGAGAGAAAAGAAACAGAGGUUUCAAAUUUUCUUUUGUUCCGUUACGAGGUUGCUGUAGAUUAAGAAGACAGAGAAGGGGGCGAGCCUCCAGAAUCGAGUUCUGAGAAGCAGACACAGGAGAGGCAAAAAUAGAUCGAGUUUAGGCGGAGAUGGAACUGCGCGAUGAGUACCAGAAGCUCGUUCACGUGAUGAUGAAUACUCCGAGGGUGGCGAUCGACAAUGCGAUGUCGCCUACGGCGACGGUAGUGAGGGUGAACAGCGCGCGGAAGCGAGGGAUGCUUCUGGAGGUUGUGCAGGUGCUCGCCGACCUCAACUUGAGGAUCCAAAAGGGUUACAUCUCCUCCGACGGCCGCUGGUUCAUGGACGUCUUCCACGUAGUGGACGAGCGCGGACAGAAGCUCCUCGACCCCGCGCUUGUCUCCCUCAUCGAGCGAUCCCUCGUAGGCGAGACCUCCUUGUCAGAAGCAGACGGAGGAGCGGAUGGCUCCGGUUUGGCGGGCCUGACGGCGUUGGAACUCACCGGCACCGAUCGCCCAGGCCUCUUGUCGGAGGUCUUCGCCGUGCUGCGGGACUUGGAGUGCAACAUCGUGGAGGCUAAGGUGUGGACGCACAACGCACGGAUUGCUUCCCUCAUCUUCGUAAAGGACAUCCACACGGGAUCGCCGAUAGCGGACGGCCACCGCAUCCACCGUAUCGAGUCUCGACUCGGCCACGUACUGCGCGGCGACCACGACGUCCGCAGCGCCAAGACCGCCGUCUCCUCCCCCACCCUAAUCCACUCCGAACGACGCCUCCACCAGCUCAUGUUUGCGGACCGCGACUACGAGCGCCUCUCCACUACCGAAGACCAGGCACCGUCCUCUUCCUCGCAGUCAAAGCCGUCGGUCUCGGUUCAAAAUUGGGCAGAACGAAGCUACUCAGUGGUCAGUGUUCAAUGCCGUGACCGCCCCAAGCUCCUGUUCGACGUCGCCUGCACGCUCACCGACAUGGAUUACGUCGUCUUCCACGGCACUCUCGGCGUCGACGCCGAUCGAGCCUAUCAGGAAUUCUACAUCCGUCACGUGGAUGGCGGUCCGAUCAGUUCGGAAGCCGAGCGGCAGCGAGUCAUCCAAUGCGUGCAAGCCGCCAUCGAGCGCAGAGCCUCCGUGGGAGCCCGGCUAUCGCUGAAGACGCCGGAGAGGCGGGGCUUGCUCGCGGAAGCAACCCGCAUCUUCCGCGAGAACGGACUCUCAAUAAAGAGCGCGGAGAUCACGACCAAGGACGGCGAGGCGAAGAGCGAGUUCUGCGUCACCGACACCGGCGACCACCUCCCGGACCGCCGCUCCAUCCAUUCCGUCAUCGAGAAGAUCGGCGAGGAGCACCUCACAUUGAGCGAGCAUAGAGCGCCCUGGUCGUACGGCGAGCGGCCGCCGGCGGCGGAAGCGGUCGGCUCUUUUAACCUUGGGAACCUGGUGAAGCGGAAUCUCUACUACCUCGGUCUGGUGAGAUCAUGUUCUUAGGAAGAAGCACUGUCUCCAUCGCCUGCGCGGCACAUGCCUCUACCUUGAGGCACGCACCUUUUCCUUUCUUGCACUGUAACAGUUGUUGCAUAUGAUUUGUACAGAUAAUAGUGGACAGCGAUUAAAACUGUUAGAGAGUUAGCUAGACAAAGCAAAGCAGCUAGGAACAGAAACAAAUGGUGCCUUAGUUACGCAAGUGUUGUUGUUGUUGUUGUGUAUUCCAUUUGGAGAUAUGUAAAUAUGGCACCCAAGUACCUAAUACUUACUAAUACUACUUUACUAUUGUCUAGUGCA
Messenger RNA from Zingiber officinale, 1963 nucleotides. Its product is annotated as ACT domain-containing protein ACR8-like. The record is from RefSeq and is a predicted model, not a curated record. NCBI's taxonomy places the organism in Eukaryota, Viridiplantae, Streptophyta, Magnoliopsida, Zingiberales, Zingiberaceae. Bases 320 to 1669 code for a protein of 449 amino acids. The transcript is spliced from 5 exons.